GGCCAGACUCUGUGCGCACGCGCACAGGCCCACGUGCGGCCUCCGCUCCUCAGGGUUCUUCUUGGUCCGGUCCCGCCGGGCCAUGGGCUCGGGCCCGGCCGCGGGCUCGGUGCGGGCGCGCUACCUCGUGUUCUUCCAGUACUUGGGCACCGACUUCAACGGGAGCGCGGCUGUCAGGGGCGCCCAGCGUGCGGUCGGGGUCCAGAACUACCUGGAGCCCCGGCGGCUGUCCCCGCAGGAGGCCGCCGAGAAGCUGAAGUCGGUCGUGCCGGUCAAGUUCAUCAUCUCCAGCCGCACGGAUGCUGGGGUCCACGCCCUGAGCAAUGCCGCGCACCUGGACGUGCAGCGCCGCUCGGGCCAGCCGCCCUUCUCACCCGAGGUCCUGACCGAGGCCCUCAACACCCACCUGAGGCACCCCGCCAUCCGGGUCCUGCAGGCCUUCCGUGUGCCCAGUGACUUCCAUGCCCGCUACGCUGCGACAUCCAGGACCUACCUGUACCGCCUGGUCACCGGCUGCCCCGGGUAUGACCAGCUGUCUGUGUUUGAGCGAAACCGAUGCUGGGCCUUGCGAGCAGACCGCUUGGACGUGGCUGCCAUGCGGGAGGCUGCCCAGCACCUCCUGGGAACACACGACUUCAGCGCCUUCCAGUCGGCCGGCAGCCCCUCUACCAGCUCAGUGCGCACACUGCGUCGAGCCUCAGUGUCCCUGGACCCAGCCAGUCCCUUUGUCGUCCCCCAGGAGAGCAGGAGGCUGCAGUUCUGGAGCUUGGAGUUUGAGAGCCAGUCCUUCCUGUACAGACAGGUGCGGAGGAUGACGGCGAUCUUGGUGGCCGUGGGGCUGGGGGCUGUGACACCUACUCAGGUGAAGAUGAUUCUCCAGAGCCGGGACCCGCUGGGCAGGCACCAGACACGCGUGGCCCCAGCCCACGGCUUGUUUCUGAAGUCGGUGCUAUUCGGGGGCCUCAGAGACCUCGCUGGGAGUCCGGGCUGUGCCCAGCAGGAGAGCCAGGGACCAGGGGGCAGGGAGGCUCCGGGUUGGCCAGAAGACUUCAGGCUGGAGACCAGUGGCCCGAAGGCAGGCGGCCUGGAGUGAGGUGCCCAUGCCCCUUAGAGCUGAGCCCCCUCAGCCCACACCCCCCCCCCAGGUCCCCAGUGGGAGGGGGGGGGCUCCCAAGCUGACCUAGGAUCUGUCCAGCAGUCCCAAAGCUUCUGGCCUCAUGGUUUGCAGGGUCCAUAGCAGGUGCCGAGCCAAGGUCAGAGCACCCACAGCUCACUCGGCCUGGCCCCUGGACCCUGCCUGGUUCUGCACACCACAUGCCCUGUGUUGUCAAGCACUCGGCUGCCUGGGGGCCACAGCAGGCCUCCUGCUCCCCAAGCCCCCAGCACCCUGCAUGCCCAUCUGCCCCAGGUGGGCAGCCCUGGGUGUAGGUGCAGGAGACAGGUGUGAGCACCAAGACGGGAAGACGAGCAGCCUUCGGUUCUGUCACUAGGAGUUAACAUCCUGGACGCAGAAGUAGAAAUAAAAUGUGAAGCGGUC
Messenger RNA from Eptesicus fuscus (big brown bat), 1537 nucleotides. It is a transcript of the gene PUSL1, whose product is annotated as pseudouridine synthase like 1. The coding region runs from base 83 to 1093 and encodes 336 amino acids. The transcript has 8 exons. Gene Ontology annotation, biological process: tRNA pseudouridine synthesis. Gene Ontology annotation, molecular function: RNA binding; pseudouridine synthase activity. The record is from RefSeq and is a predicted model, not a curated record. Lineage: Eukaryota; Metazoa; Chordata; Mammalia; Chiroptera; Vespertilionidae.